This is a messenger RNA of Meriones unguiculatus (Mongolian gerbil), 2179 nucleotides long. It is a transcript of the gene Ola1, whose product is annotated as Obg like ATPase 1. Gene Ontology annotation, molecular function: ATP binding; GTP binding; ATP hydrolysis activity. Gene Ontology annotation, cellular component: cytoplasm. Bases 164 to 1354 code for a protein of 396 amino acids. Lineage: Eukaryota; Metazoa; Chordata; Mammalia; Rodentia; Muridae. The record is from RefSeq and is a predicted model, not a curated record. The transcript has 11 exons.
CAGGUGCCGCCCCGGCCCGCCUGUUCCGUCGCCUUUGCUGUCGUGCGUGCUGCUCGGCGGAGGGCUGGGCCUGCGCUCUCUCCGCCUUCCUCCCCACCUCCGGCUGCCGGCGACACCGGGUUUUGCAGCCCCGGACCCCGUGCGAUCGUUAGCCUGGUGCACGAUGCCCCCCAAAAAAGGAGGAGAUGGAAUUAAACCACCCCCAAUUAUUGGAAGAUUUGGAACCUCACUGAAAAUUGGUAUUGUUGGAUUGCCAAAUGUUGGGAAGUCCACCUUCUUCAAUGUGUUAACCAAUAGCCAGGCUUCAGCAGAAAACUUUCCUUUCUGCACUAUUGAUCCUAACGAGAGUCGAGUGCCUGUGCCAGAUGAGAGGUUUGACUUCCUUUGCCAGUACCACAAGCCAGCCAGCAAGAUCCCUGCUUUCCUAAACGUGGUGGAUAUUGCUGGCCUUGUGAAAGGAGCUCACAAUGGACAGGGCUUGGGGAAUGCCUUUUUAUCUCACAUUAGUGCCUGUGAUGGGAUUUUUCAUCUAACGCGUGCUUUUGAAGAUGAUGAUAUCACGCACGUGGAAGGAAGUGUAGAUCCCAUCCGAGACAUAGAAAUAAUCCAUGAAGAACUGCAGCUGAAAGAUGAGGAAAUGAUUGGGCCCAUCAUAGACAAACUAGAGAAGGUGGCUGUGAGAGGAGGCGAUAAGAAACUAAAGCCUGAAUAUGAUAUAAUGUGCAAAGUCAAAUCCUGGGUUAUAGAUCAAAAGAAACCUGUUCGCUUCUAUCAUGACUGGAAUGACAAAGAGAUUGAAGUGUUGAAUAAACACUUAUUCUUGACUUCAAAACCAAUGGUCUACUUGGUCAACCUUUCCGAAAAAGACUAUAUAAGAAAGAAAAAUAAAUGGUUGAUAAAAAUUAAAGAGUGGGUGGACAAGUAUGACCCAGGCGCCUUGGUCAUUCCUUUUAGUGGGGCCUUGGAACUCAAGUUGCAAGAAUUGAGUGCUGAGGAGAGACAGAAGUAUCUGGAAGCGAACAUGACACAAAGUGCUUUGCCAAAGAUCAUUAAGGCUGGGUUUGCAGCACUCCAACUAGAAUACUUUUUCACUGCAGGCCCAGAUGAAGUGCGAGCAUGGACCAUCAGGAAAGGAACGAAGGCGCCUCAGGCUGCAGGAAAGAUUCACACAGAUUUUGAAAAGGGAUUCAUUAUGGCUGAAGUAAUGAAAUAUGAAGACUUUAAGGAGGAGGGUUCUGAAAAUGCAGUCAAGGCUGCUGGAAAAUACAGACAACAAGGCAGGAAUUAUAUUGUUGAAGAUGGAGAUAUUAUCUUCUUCAAAUUUAAUACACCUCAGCAACCAAAAAAGAAAUAAAUUUAGUUAUUGCUCAGAUAGACAUAAAACUUCUAAAAUGCAUAUAUUGGGUUUUGGUUGUUUUUUUUUUUUUUUUUUUUAAAGUUUCUGAAAUCUAAAGAGACAAAGUUAGAAAUGGGAAUCUUCUACAAACAAAUUAUUUUUAUUUGUUUUAAAAUUAUAAAAUACUGUGUACCUUCAAUGAAAUGCAAGUUACUAAACGUGAACAGCUUUGCUUUUCACGUGAUUGAGACCCUUCUUCAAACUGUAGAAGCUUUUCAGGAACCAUAUUCCUCUCGUGAUACUUCAUUAAUCUCCAUCAUGUACGCCGAGCCUGACACAUUUGACGGUGAAGACAAUGCGGCUUGCUCCUUUCUGAAUCUAAAGAUAAUGCAUGUUUUACAGUACUCCAGAUGUCUACACUCAAUAAAACACUUGACAAAACCAGCCUUGCUGUGUGUGGGGAUGUCUGUAUUGACUGGCUGUGGUGUGUUGAAUGCGAUAUGGCACCUGCUGGCUGCUGAUUAUAGAAUUUUAAGGCGUGUGUGUGACACAGGAACUGGCAGUGUGGGGCAGCUGCAAUUGUAUCUUAAAAGUGAGUCUUUCAUGGGAAUUAGAAGAAUAAUAUACCAGGGACUGUCUCAAAAAAGUUAAUUAAUUUGUAGAUGGACGUUUAUUGAAAGAUGAUAGUAGUGAUAUUGCAAAGGUUAUAACACAAGUGACUCUGACCAGAAAGAAAAUAAUUUCCUCAAACAUUAGUGAUUUUGUGUGUUGUUAUUGUUCUGACCAAAUGAAUGGCAUCUUUAUUUUCACUUCUCUUUAAAAUUAUUAAAUUGUGAAAACUGA